Messenger RNA from Cydia fagiglandana, 1449 nucleotides. Its product is annotated as luciferin 4-monooxygenase-like. The coding region runs from base 1 to 1449 and encodes 482 amino acids. Gene Ontology annotation, molecular function: CoA-ligase activity. Lineage: Eukaryota; Metazoa; Arthropoda; Insecta; Lepidoptera; Tortricidae. The transcript has 9 exons. The record is from RefSeq and is a predicted model, not a curated record.
AUGCUUGUACACGGUGAAGGAGAAUUGUUAGUGCCGGCGCACCUGAAUUUUGGGAAGUACGUGCUGGAUCGUCUGCGGAAAGCGAAACCCCAUCGAUUAUGUUUCCGCAACUGUACGAGGAACGACCAGCUGACGUACGCUGCGUUCACGCAGCAUGCGGUUAGAGUGGCCAGUGCGUUGGCACAGCGGGUGGUCCGCGGAGACACGGUGGCCGUCAUGGGCGAGCCGAGGGCCACGCUGCUGCCGACUGGGCUUGGGAUUAUGCUGGCGGGCGCUACGUACACGCCUAUCCCUCUUGACUGCGGAACAGCUGUCUUGACACACAAGUUAACACUAACGAAGCCAAAAUACGCUUUCUGCAGCCGUUUAUUCUGGGAAACGCACAGCGACGUACUGAAGAAAUUGGACUUCAUUAAGUCCUUCAUAUGUUUCGAUGGCGUCAGCGCAGACAUUGAGUCGCUGGAGACUUUUGCGUCAAAUGUAGACGUGGACGUAGACACGUAUGACCCAGUUAGAGUGAACGGCGCGACUGAUGUCGCCAUGAUUUUGUAUUCCUCUGGGACGACGGGGCUGUGCAAGGGACUGCAGCAUACUCACCUGAACUGUAUUGCCCAAUGUGACCCACAAUGGUGGUUAGACUUUGAAUCUUUGGAAACCGUCUACUUCGCGGGAUCACAUCUGUGUGGAGCAUACGGGAUUUUCCGGGCUUAUCCAUUUUUGUGCGCCGGCAAAACAAUUGUUAAUACAGAAGAUAUCCAUGUAGACUUGAAAGUUAUACAGGAUUAUAAGGCGAACACAAUCCCCACCAUCCCCGCCUUGGUUGAUGAGCUGAUCAACGCUAAGACAGAGGAGUAUGAUCUCAGCUCUCUGAAGGUGAUUAUCUCCGCCACUGCACCCCUUCUGCCUUCACUGGCUGAGGCUUUCUCGAAGAAGGUAGUGGACGUAGAAACGCGAGCAAUCCUUGGACCAAACCAGCGCGGGGAGAUUUGCGUCCGAGGCCCACGAGUCAUGAAGGGAUACCUAGGUGUACCCUCGCCAAUAGACGAGGAAGGUUUCUACUUGACGGGGGAUCUGGGGUACUUCGAUGACAAAAAACACUUCUACCAUCUGGACAGGCUGAAGGACAUCAUUCUAUCUACCGGAUAUACGGUAUCCCCAGGCGAGGUGGAGGUAGUCCUUCUUGGGCAUCCCGCGGUGUUGGCGGCGGCUGUGGUAGGCAAGCCGGCGGAGAAAGUCACGGAGAAGCCCACGGCCUUCGUGGUGCUCCGCCCCGGGGCCUCCGCCACUGAGGCCGAGCUGGUCAACUUCGUGGACCCUCAGGUCCCAUGGUACAUGCGACUGACUGGUGGGGUGAGGUUCAUCGCUGAGCUCCCCAUGAGUCCCGAGAACAAAAUCCUGCGUCGAAAACUGAAGGAGACACUGAUUGAGGAGGCCAAGUCGGAAGGAUAA